Messenger RNA from Helicoverpa zea (corn earworm), 4267 nucleotides. RefSeq names its product rab3 GTPase-activating protein regulatory subunit (gene Rab3-GAP). Bases 184 to 4203 code for a protein of 1339 amino acids. The record is from RefSeq and is a predicted model, not a curated record. The transcript is spliced from 9 exons. NCBI's taxonomy places the organism in Eukaryota, Metazoa, Arthropoda, Insecta, Lepidoptera, Noctuidae. Gene Ontology annotation, biological process: regulation of GTPase activity.
UUGAAAGUGAUGAUAAUAUUGUAUUUUGGAUUAUUCUUCCUUCCUUUUGUGUCGUGCUAAUAUUAUUUACUUGUAAUUAUAAUGACAUCAUAAACAACCACAGUGAAGGAUAUUGGUGCUGUUUAUUAUUUUUAUGCUAAGUAUGCCUUUAUAAGUAUCUGCUACUGGAGUUAAUAUUUCGAAAUGUCUUGUCAAGUGGAACAAAUAGCUGAUUGUGGCGAUAUAUCCAGUGUAGGAAGAGCUCUGUUUAUACUGGAGAAAGAAGAUACGAAGUGGCUGCCACAAUGUUCUAUUUCAUUGUCUUCUUGCGGUAGUUUAUUGGCUGUUGGGCAUAAAACUCGCCUGUGUUUACUUACUAAUCAAUGGAUAAGUCUAACAAACAGCAACACAUUCAUUAUCUCAUGGAGUGGAACACUGCCAUCAGAAAUAACAGUGGUUCUGGCAUUACCUAUAUGCCCCCUGCAACAAUCGUCUCAGAAUGGGCCUGACUGGUUUUGCAUAAUUGUUGGGUUUAAGAAUGGCAGCAUUGGAUUCUAUACAAAUACUGGACACUUAUUACUGCUUGAAAAAUUGGAUGAUAAGCCUAUAUUGAAAAUAUCUUGCCACACUGGAACUUAUGGAACAUUACCUGAUGAUAUACAUGUGCUUUUUCAAAGUUGUGAAUGCAUAAUCUCAGGAUCAAGCUUAUACCAGACACUCAGGAAUGCCAAAGCACAACUAGCCAGAGUACGAGCUGGUAUCCAGGGGGACUAUUCAGUGGAUAGUCGUAACAUCAGUAUACGAAAAUGGGUGUUCUCUGAACAGGAAGUUAUUAAUGAUGCAGCAGUAGUAGGACUAGAUCUCAAAAACACUUAUGAUCAUCUGUUGGCAGCAUCCACAUAUGGGGGAUAUGAUGUUUGGUACCGAUCCGUACCUCCCGUAAAUACGUUGAUACUUGGUGCCGGCGUCAAGCCGUACAUUGGCUUUCACUACGCUUUAGAAGGAGGAACUACACCCCCUCUCCAAGACGUAGCUAGAGCCGUUGCAAAUAAAAUCAAAUCUGCACUUCCGGGCUGGCUCGGCGGAGGCUCUACAGAAAACACAACAGUUGGGAACGAACCAUUAAUUCGUUCGGAGGCUUUAUCAAUGCGGAACGGCUUAUAUGACAGCCAGCGUCACGGCAGCCUGGUGGCCGUCUCGCCGGACCGACGACUCGCUGCUAUUGUGGAUAGUUUCGGACGUGUCGCCGUUCUAGACGUUACGCGAGGGCAUUUAAUUAGAUUAUUCAAAGGCUGCAGAGAUGCUCAGUGUGCAUUUGUCCAAAUAUUUGAAAUGGAUGACAAGAAACCUCAACUGUCUGUUGUUAAGGAAUUGAAAAGAGCAAUAUUUUUAAUUAUUUAUAACCCCAAAAAGGGCCUCAUAGACAUACGAUUAAUGCAAAAAGGCAAUAGAGUAGCAGCCUUCACUGCAACUAAAAAUGGGCUACUUUUGUAUAAUACCUGUGGUCUGGUUGGUGCUGAGAAAAACUAUUCCAGCAAAAAACUCAAUCUUCCCGAAUUUCAAUGUGUCUUAAUUGACCCGGACGGGAAAUUGAAAAAGUUUAAUAUUCCAUUUUAUUAUGCCUUGGAGGGAGAGCAUUCCCAAAGGUCUAAAGAUCUGCAUGCUUUAAGAGAACUCCGUGAGCAUCUGAAAAAAGCAUCAACUGAAUCCGACGAUUUUGACGAUGAAUUGAUAAAAAAAGCCAUGGAAUUAAAAACUUUGAACCUUAAAAAGCACUGCUUAGAUAUGUUAGUAAGAAAAUAUGAUAUUUCUCCAAAAAUUGUUAUGAAAUGUCUUAGUUUAUUUUGGGAUAGUAUUGAAGACGAUGAACUUAAUGCCCAAGAAAUGGAUAUCAAACACUACUUCGGAAAUCUUGCGCUAGCUACUUUGUUCUUCAGACGUAUUAAUGGAGAAGAUACAAGCGAUAUGGAGGAUUUAACUACUAAAAUACACGCAUUUAUAAACUUGGAUAUGGAAAUAAAUGACGCCAAAAACUUUGAGCCUACUGAAAAUAGUCAAGCUCUAUGCUUUGAUCUUUUAGAGGAUGACAAUUGUAUAUUAGAGCGAUUGUUGACUUUAGCCCAAGAAAAUAAUUACAAGGAACACCAUCACGCCAGAGUCACUUUUGCCACAAACAACUCCAGUACAUACAAAGAGUUCAUUUCGUGUUUUAAUUUAGAUGACAACCUUAAAUACAUAUCCUUGAAAUUCGAUUCUACUGAAGAUCGUAUAAAUAAUCUAUCUGGAAUAACGUUUAAAUCUAUCUUUAAAUUGAAAGACGUUACGAAAUUAAGUGAGUUUAUCAAAGAGUGUAACGUGGAUGUAAAGGAGAUAGUAAAACUAUUAAUUAUGCAUUUAAUGAACAUGCCUUUAGAAGAAAUAAGUCUCGAGCUCAUUGAAAAAUUCAUACAAGUACUGUACUACGCCUGUUACGGCACAGAAGAAGCGACACACAUAGAGUAUAAUGAAAUAUCACCGUGGUGGCAAGAUAUUCGCCAAAUGUUAGUUGACAUGCCUUGUCCUUUGAGGAGCAUGAUAGUCGCGAUGGCUUGCAAAGCUGUUAGUAGAAUUUUCGAAAUAAAACGCCAGGAAAUUGAAGAUGAUGUGUGGGAAUCUGUAACAAAAGAAAAUGCUACAUGGGGAAUACUAAUUGGUAAGCUAGAGGAUAUUUCUAUCCUUAGUAUAAUCCUCCUAUUUAAAGACUCUUUCAGUGGGAAUUCUUUACCAAAAUUACAAAUGACUGAAUUUAAUAUAAAUCUCAAAUACGUUUACACAAGGGGCAAAGGAUCUGUAACUGAACUAAUAGCCAAGUGGCUGUGUGGUAUGGGCGUUGUCCCAGAAGCUGUAGUGGCUAACGAAUUGCUAGAAAAAUAUUCCAGUAUGGGUGUGGAAUUGCCUGAAGCAAACGAUGACAACGAUGCAGACUAUCUCUUUAUAGAAAACAAUCGACUAUAUGUCGACGAAAACCCUAAGAUUUUCAAGUGGUUCUCCUUGCUACGACAGCAAUUUCCAUUGAGUACAUCAGCAGACUACAUAAUAGCAAACAUGUGCUGGGAAUAUUCUAUGGCUUGGCAGAAAUCUAUGCAAACUUGCGAAUUUCUUAAAGUAGUCCUGCAAUGUCUGCUAUGCAUAUCGGACUUGCAUAUCAGAUUAGGUUUAUUUUCUAUAAUAUGGUCCACGUAUAUUAAGCAGAUUUUUGAAGUGGCAUGUCGCUUGGUGAACAAAGUCGGUAGAUUGCCAAAAGAUCCUUUGUGUCUCCAAGACGUGGGCUUUGAUAGCAUGACCAUGGUAAAAUUUCUUCAAAUUUCAUGUAUAUAUUUAGAUAAUUUCCUAAAGUGUUCCACUGUAGCAAUCAAUCAAAAUAAAACGAACAUUCAGUAUGAGAAAAUUUGGGAUGAAAGCAUGCCAUCUCUUGUGGAAGUGGCGCAAGACAACAAGAAAACCAAUAAUGAUAUACUAAAUUUGAACCAUCAAAUAUCGUGCACAGUGUACUACAUGUGCCAUUUCAAUGUAAAAAUUUCAAAACCGCUUGAUAGUUUGUACGAUAUUGACUACCAGUAUAUAUUUGAUGCAUUAAACGACAGUACACAAAACAGAGAAGUUAAUAUGAAAGCAUCUGAAAAACUGAGAAACCCUAGAAUGAAGUUCUUGACCAAGCUCAUUCGAUCCGCUGUGGAAACAAUAACUACAUCGGAAUCUAACGGACCAUAUGUAUCUUACAACAGCGAAGAAUGUCUUGUUUGGAUUGAGCGAAUCACUCUUCUAGCAGAAUUAUGGAACAUCGAAAACGACUUUGUGAGGCGUCAGCAGGUUAUUUCUUUAUACCAUCUCGGUUAUGAUUCGUUGGCUGAAAAUAUAAUAGGUUUCCUCAAACAACCUGAAGUAGUCUUGCCACCACUUUUAGCUAUUACCACGCAAAGAUUCAAAAGAAGUUUGGAACAAUCUAAUAAUCAGCCGGAAUGGAUAGUUACGAUGCCACCUCAGCUUUACAAACGACUUCAAAAUACUGUAUUAGAUACUUCAAUACCAGCACAUCCCUCAAUGGCCACCACAAAAGCAGUACUAGAAAAAAUGCUUUUGCAAAUUGAUAAGAAAAUUGCCAACAGUUCAGCUAACUCUCAAAAUAUCAAAACCACAGAACUUUUAAUAGAAAGUUGCGAGGUGUUGAUAAGGCGUAAACUAUAAGUUUGUAUAAUAUUUCCAAAUCCAAUAUGAAAUAAUUAAAAGGUGUAUUUGUUAUUGCAACAUA